Molecule: messenger RNA, 1032 nt
Organism: Emericellopsis atlantica
Lineage: Eukaryota; Fungi; Ascomycota; Sordariomycetes; Hypocreales; Bionectriaceae
Exons: 1
Coding region: 1-1032 (343 amino acids)
Source: RefSeq, a predicted model, not a curated record
AUGGGCGGCCAAGAUGCACAGCAGCACUCGGACAUUGGGUCAAACCUAGAACGGACUUCUUCCGCCGACACCUCGUCCUCAUUGCCGCCGCAGCUAGAGACAGUCCCGCAGCCAGCUCAGCGCAAGCCUUUUCUAUCCAAAUUCCCUUUUAUGCGAACCUCUACGGGCUCGACGAGCAAGGACGACCACGAUGUUGAUCCCAGUGACCCGGCCCCAGGCGCCCGCGCCCUGGCAAGCGCUCUGCAACAGCAGAAGAGUACACGACGUCGACGUGGCUCUCUCAGAAAGGUGGCGCUGUUGGGACGCGGCGCUGCAAGUGACAAGGGGCACCAAGUUAGCAGUCCCUUGACGACCCAAACAGACACCCCGUCUUCAACGAAGGAGAGACCUAGCGAUUCAAAGGCGCAUCAAGCACACCACUACGACGCUCUAGGCUUGAGUGAUUCUGAUAUAGUACUUCAGACCGAUGCGCCUUCGAAUGGCGCCGUCCUUGGAAGCACAGCGUCGUUCACAAGUUGCACAGACGCCCAGGAACCAAAUGCAGCAACAGCCUACCACUCCACAACGGACGAAGACGAGGGGCCUCAUUUGCCUUCGAGAACAGACAACACACCGGUAGUCUCGAGAUCAGAAACAUACUUUUCCGGCGUACCAUCUUCACAGUCACGUCGCCGGGCAUUCCAGCAAGCCAAGUCGCCCUUGGGGUACAGUGGACUCUCGGCUGCGCCAUUACCGCCGGUAAAGGUCGAGGUGGACUACGCUGCUACAGAAUGGUGGGGAUGGAUCAUUUUGACGGUGACGUGGAUCGUAUUUGUGACUGGGAUGGGUUCUUGUCUAGGUGUCUGGAGCUGGGCGUGGGACAUUGGCAAGACACCAUACGCGCCGCCAGAACUUGAGGAUGACCCAACGCUGCCUAUUGUAGGUUACUAUCCGGCACUCAUGAUCUUGACCUGCGUCAUGGCCUGGGUAUGGGUUGUCGUGGCCUGGGUCGGUAUGAAAUACUUCCGGCAUGCCAAAAUCAGCGGCGAUUGA